Molecule: messenger RNA, 2495 nt
Organism: Lutra lutra (Eurasian river otter)
Lineage: Eukaryota; Metazoa; Chordata; Mammalia; Carnivora; Mustelidae
Gene: CSAD
Product: cysteine sulfinic acid decarboxylase
Exons: 15
Coding region: 669-2150 (493 amino acids)
Biological process (GO): carboxylic acid metabolic process
Cellular component (GO): cytoplasm
Molecular function (GO): pyridoxal phosphate binding; sulfinoalanine decarboxylase activity
Source: RefSeq, a predicted model, not a curated record
GUGGGCCGGGCCGCGAAGCUCGCACUCUAUUAAGGAGGCCAGAACUGGGGUGGAGAAAAGCUCAGAGGCUAUCGCUGGACGUCUGAGUAGCAAGGCAGCAACCGGACUGGCAGUGUGCGCCGAGCCGGCCCACACGUGCGCGUUCUCCGAGUCUGCCCCAAGGCACGGAAACUCGCUGCGGAAGAAGGCAGGCAGGCGGAGGCCGGCGCUCCGUGUUCCCUCCCUGCUCCUCCUCCUCCAGCCAGCCAGCCAGCCAGCCGCAGCGCCCCGCCGCACCGAGCCGAAGGAGAGCGCGGAGGAGAGCGCCGAGAAGCGCGCUAGGUGCGUGCUCGCGCCCGCGUCCCCGCCAAGCAAGCCCCUCUCCGCCGGGCCGAGCGAGCGGGGUGUGCGCGCGCGCGCGGCCCCUUCCUCUCCCCCGUGAGCCCCCUCCCUUCGCCACGCGCCCCUCCUCCCUUCCCCUCCCCCUUCCCGCGCAGCGCCCCACGGCCUGUGAGCUGCUGAGGCGCUGCCGCCGGCCCGGACGACGCUGCGCUCCCUGAGGCGUGCUCCUACCUGCCAGGCGCGGCCUCCCGCGGUCUUCCCGACCGCGCGGCGCCUCCUCCAGGCCCUAGCACACCGUGCCAGUCCCGUGGCCGCCGCUGCCCUGCCGGGACCGAGAUCUUAUCCUGAUGGCUGACUCUAAACCACUCUUCUCCCCUGAUGGGGACCCCAUGGCUGCAGAAGCCUUGCUCCGGGAUGUGUUUGGGAUUGUUGUGGAUGAGGUCAUUCGGAAAGGGACCAGUGCCUCUGAGAAGGUCUGUGAGUGGAAGGAGCCGGAGGAGCUGAAGCGGCUGCUGGACCUGGAGCUGCGCAGUGACGGCGAGGCGGCUGAGCGGAUCCUGGCACGGUGCCGGGAGGUGAUCCACUACAGUGUGAAAACCUGUCACCCACACUUCUUCAACCAGCUCUUCUCAGGGUUGGAUCCCCACGCUCUGGCGGGGCGCAUUGUCACUGAGAGCCUCAACACCAGCCAGUACACUUAUGAAAUCGCCCCUGUGUUUGUGCUCAUGGAAGAAGAGGUGCUGAAGAAACUCCGGUCCCUUGUGGGCUGGAGCUCUGGGGAUGGGGUCUUCUGCCCUGGUGGCUCCAUCUCCAACAUGUAUGCUGUGAACCUGGCCCGCUAUCAGCGCUACCCGGACUGCAAGCAGAGGGGCCUCCGGGCGCUGCCGCCCCUGGCUCUCUUCGCAUCAGAGGAGUGUCAUUACUCCAUCAAGAAGGGAGCUGCUUUUCUGGGACUUGGCACUGACAGUGUCCGAGUAGUCAAGACAGAUGAGAGAGGGAAAAUGAUUCCUGAGGAUCUGGAGAGGCAGAUCAGUCUGGCUGAGGCUGAGGGCACUGUCCCGUUCCUGGUUAGUGCCACCUCUGGAACUACCGUGCUGGGGGCCUUUGACCCCCUGGAGGCAAUUGCUGACGUGUGCCAGCGUCACGGGCUGUGGCUCCAUGUGGAUGCCGCCUGGGGUGGGAGCGUCCUGUUGUCACAGACACAUAGACAUCUCCUGGAUGGGAUCCAGAGGGCUGACUCCGUGGCCUGGAAUCCUCACAAGCUUCUCACAGCCGGCCUGCAGUGCUCAGCUCUUCUUCUCCGGGAUACCUCGAACCUGCUUAGGCGCUGCCACGGGUCCCAGGCCAGCUACCUCUUCCAGCAGGACAAGUUCUACGACGUGGCUCUGGACACCGGAGACAAGGUGGUACAGUGUGGCCGCCGCGUGGACUGUCUGAAGCUGUGGCUCAUGUGGAAGGCACAGGGCGGGCAAGGGCUGGAGCGGCGUGUUGACCAGGCCUUUGCCCUAGCCUGGUACCUGGUGGAGGAAUUGAAGAAGAGAGAAGGAUUUGAGUUGAUCAUGGAGCCGGAAUUCGUCAAUGUGUGUUUCUGGUUCGUGCCCCCCAGCCUGCGGGGGAAGCAGGAAAGCCCCGAUUACAGUGAAAGGCUGGCUAAGGUGGCCCCGGUGCUCAAGGAGCGCAUGGUGAAGGAGGGCUCCAUGAUGAUCGGCUACCAGCCCCAUGGAACCCGAGGCAACUUUUUCCGCAUGGUUGUGGCCAACCCUGCGCUAACCCGGGCUGAUAUGGACUUCCUUCUCAACGAGCUGGAAAGGCUAGGCCAGGACCUCUGAGCCUCCUCCUCGCUGCUGGCCCUGACACCCCACCUCGCUCUCACUGUCUAUGCGUUUCCUUCCUGUGUUCUCAAUAACAGAGGGACCUUAACAACCUUGAUAUGCCUUGACCCACUAACUCUCUUAUGAAAUAUUUGCUCUUAGGAGGACAUUUAAAUAAAUUAUAGUAUAUCUAGAUCAUGGGAUGGUUCUCUGCCAUUAAAAUUAUGUUUAUAAACAAGAUUUUUAUUGAUAGGAGGAAAGAUAAUUUUAAUAUAAUGUUAUAUUGAAAACGCUGGAUACAAGACUUUGUAUAUAGUAAUAUCUGAGUGGUGUUUAGACAUACAUAGGAGAAGACCGAUAAAA